Molecule: messenger RNA, 4572 nt
Organism: Parasteatoda tepidariorum (common house spider)
Lineage: Eukaryota; Metazoa; Arthropoda; Arachnida; Araneae; Theridiidae
Product: sodium- and chloride-dependent GABA transporter 3
Biological process (GO): sodium ion transmembrane transport; nitrogen compound transport; amino acid transport
Cellular component (GO): plasma membrane
Molecular function (GO): gamma-aminobutyric acid:sodium:chloride symporter activity
Source: RefSeq, a predicted model, not a curated record
UUUCCCCAUUCCGCAUCCGCUGAUGCGAGCAGACGAUCCAUUUCUCUCACUGGAACAGGACGAACUGGAAUAAAAGAUUUUGAAGAAUAGCUUGGCCUUUACUUUCUUUUCAAGGUAGAGGUUAAUUGGUCAGUAAUGACUUCAGCGGAGAGCAACGGUGCAAUGAACAGGGUACCGACCAGCCCCCCUGGUUCACCCACAAAAGAUGCCCCCAAAUACAGGGAAAGAGAGCAUUGGGGUAAUAAGAUCGAAUUUGUUUUAUCCUGCAUGGGAUUUUGCAUCGGUCUCGGAAACGUAUGGAGGUUCCCCUACCUUUGUUAUAAAAAUGGAGGAGGAGCCUUUUUAAUUCCUUAUUUAAUAUGCCUAAUUGCUGGAGGUGCCCCAGUCUUCAUUCUUGAGAUAGCAUUAGGGCAAUUUACAAGUCAAGGUGGCAUCACUGUUUGGGACAUUUGCCCUAUUUUUAAAGGUAUCGGAUUUGGUACAACUGUGAUAUGCUUCUUUUUAAACGUGUACUACAUUGUAGUACUAAGCUGGGGACUUCUUUACUUAUGGCAUAGUUUUACUCACACUCUGCCUUGGUCAACCUGUGACAACGAAUGGAACACAGAAAACUGCUUGACUGUGAGGGAACUCAAUAUUACACUCUCCAACCUCACUUCAGAAGAAAUGAAGAACUCAACAAAAGUUGACGCUGCUCAAGAAUUUUGGGAACGUAAAGUUCUUCAAAUAUCAGAUGGCAUUCAUGAUAUUGGAGGCAUUAGGUGGGAAUUAGCUCUCACUUUGCUGCUAGCAUGGAUAAUUUGCUAUUUCUGCAUAUGGAAAGGUGUGAAAUGGACUGGAAAGGUUGUAUAUUUCACUGCAACAUUCCCUUAUGUGAUGUUGACAAUUUUAUUGAUCCGUGGAGUUACAUUAAAUGGUGCGAUGAAGGGAAUAAUAUUUUACUUAAAGCCGGAUUUCACCAAAUUAAUGGAUGGACAGGUAUGGAUCGAUGCCGGUACUCAAAUUUUCUUUUCCUACGCCAUUUCCUUAGGAUGUAUGACAGCUUUGGGCAGUUACAAUGAUUUCCAUAACAAUUUUUAUAAGCAAUGCAUAUUCAUCGCAUGCCUUAACAGUGGUACAAGCUUAUAUGCUGGAUUUGCCAUUUUUUCUGUACUUGGUUUCAUGGCAACCGAACUUGGGGUUGAUGUAGAAUAUGUUGCAGAAAGUGGACCUGGCUUAGCAUUUAUAGCCUAUCCGAAAGCUGUAACGCAAAUGCCGGCUGCACCAUUGUGGGCAGUUCUAUUUUUCUUCAUGAUACUCAUGCUUGGUUUGGACAGUCAGUUUGUGGCCAUAGAAGGAUUCGUAACGGCGAUCGUGGACAUGUUUCCUAAAUAUCUCAGGGUUGGUUACAGACGGGAGGUUUUCAUUGCCAUCACGUGUUUUGUCUCCUUCCUUAUUGGUCUCUCCAUGGUAACCAAUGGUGGUAUGUACGUGUUCCAAGUGUUUGACUAUUACUCAGCAAGUGGUAUGACUCUGCUGUGGUUCUGUGUCUUUGAGUGCGGAGCAGUUGCCUGGGUAUACGGAGUGAGAAGGUUUUACGAUAAUAUUGAAGAAAUGUUGGGAUUUAGAAUCAACCCCUGGUUAAUGAUCUGCUGGAGUUUCCUAUCUCCACUCGUUACAGGAGGAAUCUUCAUCUUCAGUUUGAUAACGUACAAACCAGUAACGUAUAACAAAACUUACGAAUAUCCUGGAUGGGCUAUUUUCAUUGGCUGGUGUAUGGCUCUUGUUUCGAUGUUGUGCGUACCAGUUUACUUCGUGUACCAGCUGCUGGUGACCCCUGGCACAAUGAGACAGCGAUGGAAGAUUUUAACCACACCCCGUAUUCCAAUGAGGCUGCCAGUUCAUGCAACUGAUCCAGAUGAAGCUGCUAAGAAGAGCCUCACCAACAACCACUACGAGCAAUCAAAGCUAUAGCUCUUCGCACAAAAUACAAAGUUCAUUGAUAAAUCAAAACAAGCCUCAUAGGCUCGUUUCAUUUAGCAAAUCCUGAAUGAUUGUCUUCAUUGAAGACUUCUAGUUUUUGCAACACUUAGUAGGACCACACUUCAACAGCCUUGUAUUCGUAAGGUUGCAAAAUUAAUAAAUCAGUUUAGCUGAUUUAAAAUUAUUUUAUUUCCGAAUAGGCUGUUGAAUUAAAAUAUUUUUUCUAUUUAAAAUAAAUCCUAUUUCCACAACAUUUAGAAAAAUCCAAAUGUGAAUCUCAAUCAACUUUCUUUUAGAUUUAUAGAGGAUUCGAUCCUACCAAUAAGUAUGGUAUUCAUAUGUUCAACUUUAAAAUGAAACGGCAUUUAUUGUAAAUUAAAGCUAUUGUUUCUUGCUUAUUCAUAAUUUAUCUUUAUAAAUCAUUCAUAUAAUUGUAAUUACUGGAUUCAUUAUUUAUAGAAAACAUUUGUUACGAUUUUGUUCAUUGCAUAUAGUUGCAUACAUUGGAUUUAAGUUAUGAAAAUUAUAAAUUUUGUUUUAUAACAAUCUUUUAAAUUGAAUUUCAGAUUUCUGUAAGUUAAAAUCUUAUUUUAUCAACUUGAAACAUUUUGGAUUAGGAUUUUGUAAUAUCUUAUUUUUUAGAAAUUUUGUAGUUUCUGCAUUAUAAAGACAAAUUUUUUUAGAGUGUUCUGUGUUUAAUUUCAAUAUUUAUAAUUCUAAAAGCAUGUAAGUGUAAGUUUCGUAACCAUCUAUAAUCAGAAAUUUAAUGUUAGAAAUCAAACUAAUCUUGUUUCAAUGAAAUUGAGCAAUUUUCGAUUUUUCAUUUUAAGCAAAUAUAGUCCUUCUCCAUUUUGUUUCAAGUAAAUAAAAAUAAUUCUCAAUUCUAUAAGUUUUGAAGUUUCUUUCUUAUUUGAUUAUAUUUCUUAACAUUUGUUGAUUUGUAAAUGUUAGAUUAUUUUAGGUUGACAAAUCUGUUUUGCUUAAAUUAGUUUUUUUUUUAAAUUUUAAAAUAUUUUAAAUAGUAUUUUAACAAUUUUAAAACAUUAAUCAAUAGUUUUUUUUAUAACAAUUUUAACUAGCUGGUUUUGCUGCAUAAAAGAGCUCAAUUUCUGGCAGUUAGACGCUUUAUUUUCCAUCCUGUUGUAAAAUUAAAUUUAGUUCAUUUGUUUGCAGAAUAUCUGUUUCUGAACUUAAUGAUUUUUUUCUGAUAUUAAGAAAUUAAAAUUCUGAGCAAUUAUCUUUUAAUUUCAGCAAACACUAAAGCUUAGUCAAAGAAUUUCUAUAAAUUACCAAAAACUUGCAACCAAUAAUAAUAAUUUUUAAAAUUUAUUUGAAUUACUUUUAAUGUAGAACAAGUUGUUUUAUGUUCGUAAUGUUUUUUAUUUUUUCACGUGUUACAUUUGAAUCAAGUUUAUGUUAUAUUAAAACAAUGAUUUUACUAAGUGGCAAAUACAAGUUUACGAUUGUUAUUGGAAGUAAAACUUGUUAGAUAAUUCCUGUUGCUCAUGGUCAAUUUUGUUGAUAAUUUAUUUCACCCUUUUAGAGCACACAUUGCCACAUUUCAUUUUGUAUUUUUUUUUUUUAAUUAACACCUUUCACAUUUAUUGUAUUUUCAAAUCCAUUAAGUUUCUUGUGAUCGUUAUGAAUUGUAAAUGUGUAGUAUUUCCACUGUCAUUCAAUUUUCAGUCAUAUUUAUUGGUUAAAAAUAUAAUAUAUGGUUAAAUUGUAACAUUUGAUAUGAUCACCUUAUGCAUUUAACCCAAACGAAGAAAAUUUGUAAUGAUGGUUUAAUACUUUAAUAGAAAAAAUACUUCUUGUUGAACUUAAAACUUUUAGCAUUAUUUUGUUCGAUUUUAAAUCAAUAUUGUUGCAAUUCAACCAAAUGUGAUUUAUCCCGGUGAGGUAUGGUAUCACUUCGUACCAUCAGUUGUAAAUAUUGGUCGUAAAUGGAUUUUAAUCUAUGGAUUUAAAACUGCCAAUGAAGGUACAAAUAUUUUGUAAUUUGUGUAAAUCUUUACCAACAAGGGACGAGCUUUUUAUAAUAGGAUGAAAAGGCAGGAACAUGGAUUUAGAACCCCUCCCCCACCCCCCUAAAAAUAUAGUAAAGAAAAAAAAAUUCCUUCCUUGCAAGUUAAAGCCAUUGACCCAAUUUUUACUAAGCACUUAUUCAGCAUAAAUAAAAGUGCAUAUGAUCAAUAUUAAAAAAAAAUCCUGAUAAAUAGUUUUAAAAAAAUAGUAAAUGAAAGCAAAUAUAUGAGAAUUAAAAGAGUGACAUUUAAAAAAAUAUGUUGGCAAAAACUUUUGAUUUUUUUUUUACAUUUGAAUUAGGCUUUGAUUUUUGUUAAAACAUUUCAAAACCAAUAGAAAGGUUUAUUUUGAAGAAGCUUCUACCAAAAUAUACGACAUAGAUUUCAAAAAAGAAAUUUUUUGGAUCUCGUACAAUGUAGUGUUCUCGAAGCUCAUUGCUCCCGAUUGGAUACUCUAAAUAGUUUGAAUGUUAAAAGAUUUCACUUCAUUUACGGCAGUAAUUGUUGAAGGAUUAAAUUUCUUACUAAUUUGUGAAAUUCAAAGAACGUUUCACAAAACUUAUAAAAAAGAAUGAUUUUGUAA